UGUGCUGUACCCGCAGACCUGAAGUUGGGCAAAAGAAGCGGAGAGAGAGGUAAGCUGGACUAAAUCGCCCUUGCCCGCACGCCCCUUGGCCCACCGCCUGGGCUCGUCUCGCCCGCGACCGAUCUCCUCCAUCCGCUCGCCGCGCCGCAACCCGGAGAGGAGACUGCGCUCGAUCGAGCACCACCUGGGGCCCAGCAUCCUCACGACCAUCUCCGGCACGGCGUCCGCCCUCUGCAGCUCCGGUGUCCCUGCGACCGUCGCUGCUGUCCUACUUCGCCACUGGCCACUUUGCCCGGCGACGAACACCACCAGGACACUAGGAGUAAAACUAAAAUAUGGCUGCCUUGCCAUUGGCCACCGCUGAAGUAUGUGAUGCUAAUCCUCAUCUGAUUAUGAACGGCGAGCUCCGUGCUCUCCAGCCCAUCUUCCAAAUCUAUGGAAGGCGCCAAGUUUUCGCCGGCCCUAUUGUCACACUGAAGGUCUACGAGGACAAUGUUCUGAUCCGCGAGUUCCUUGAGGAGAAAGGCCACGGGAGAGUCCUUGUGGUUGACGGUGGUGGGAGCAUGCGCUGUGCCAUUCUUGGUGGCAACCCCGUCCAGCAGGCACAGAACAAUGGGUGGGCUGGUAUUCUUGUCAACGGCUGCAUCAGGGAUGUCGAUGAGAUCAAUGGCUGCGACAUUGGUGUGCGAGCUCUGAGCUCGCACCCUAUGAAGGCAAACAAGAAGGGGAUGGGGGAGAAGCAUGUCCCUGUCAACAUUGCUGGAACCAGGAUUUGCGAUGGCGAGUGGCUCUACGCCGAUACGGAUGGCAUUCUUGUCUCAAGGACUGAACUGACCGUGUAGAGCGGUCCUGGAGCCCAUCUGUAUGUGUGUAUAAGAAUCGGGCGCAUGAAAGCAGGGCUACUCCUGACCUUGCGCUCUUGCUGUUAAAGCCUGGGCUUGCAAUAACGGAUUCUUGCUGGAUCACACAUUUAUAUUUAUAUAUACUUAGAAUAAUCAAAUGCUUCCAUGGUUACAAGAUGUUCUUGGACUUUUUUUUUUUGAUCUUUGUGAACUUUCUACUCUGGUGAUGAAGUCUGUUCAACAUGAUUAAACUAGAUCCCCUUGUUGGUGCAGUUUUGAA
This is a messenger RNA of Sorghum bicolor (sorghum), 1122 nucleotides long. Its product is annotated as putative 4-hydroxy-4-methyl-2-oxoglutarate aldolase 2. Gene Ontology annotation, molecular function: ribonuclease inhibitor activity. The transcript is spliced from 2 exons. Lineage: Eukaryota; Viridiplantae; Streptophyta; Magnoliopsida; Poales; Poaceae. The record is from RefSeq and is a predicted model, not a curated record. Bases 336 to 842 code for a protein of 168 amino acids. Gene Ontology annotation, biological process: regulation of RNA metabolic process.